Nothoprocta perdicaria is the source of this 3219-nucleotide messenger RNA. It is a transcript of the gene DIAPH2, whose product is annotated as diaphanous related formin 2. The transcript is spliced from 26 exons. The record is from RefSeq and is a predicted model, not a curated record. Gene Ontology annotation, molecular function: microtubule binding; actin binding; small GTPase binding. Gene Ontology annotation, biological process: actin filament polymerization; actin cytoskeleton organization. Gene Ontology annotation, cellular component: cytoplasm; actin filament. NCBI's taxonomy places the organism in Eukaryota, Metazoa, Chordata, Aves, Tinamiformes, Tinamidae. Bases 71 to 3067 code for a protein of 998 amino acids.
ACAUCCUAUUGACUCUCAAGCUUCUAUCAGUGAACUCCCGGUUGCCCAGCCUGUUGUUGAUGAACGGUGCAUGAAUUUAUCUGAGAAAGAAGUUAUGGACCUUUUUGAAAAAAUGAUGGAAGACAUGAAUCUAAAUGAAGAACGUAAAGCUCCUCUAAGAGAUAAAGACUUGACCACAAAACGGGAGAUGGUUGUCCAGUACAUUUCUGCAACUGCCAAAUCUAUAGUCGGAAGUAGAGUUCCGGGUGGACUGAAAAACAGCAAGCAUGAAUGCACGUUGUCCUCACAAGAAUAUGUUCAUGAAUUACGAUCUGGAAUUACAGAGGAAAAGCUUCUUAAUUGUCUAGAGUCUUUGAGAGUAUCUCUAACAAGCAAUCCAGUUAGCUGGGUUAACAAUUUUGGACAUGAAGGUCUUGGACUUUUAUUGGAUGUAUUGGAACGGCUUUUGGACAAGAAACAGCAAGAAAAUAUUGAUAAGAAAAAUCAACAUAAACUUAUCCAGUGCCUCAAAGCAUUUAUGAACAACAAAUAUGGCUUGCAAAGGAUUCUAGGGGAUGAAAGAAGUCUUCUGUUACUAUCAAGAGCAAUUGAUCCCAGGCAACCUACCAUGAUGACCGAAACGGUGAAAAUACUUUCUGCUUUAUGUAUUGUUGGAGAGGAAAAUAUUCUUGACAAGCUCUUGGAAGCUAUAACAACAGCUGCGGAAAGGCGGAACCGGGAACGGUUUGCACAAAUUGUUGAAGGGUUGGAGAAUCAUGAAUCUUUACAGCUGCAGGUAGCCUGUAUGCAGUUCAUCAAUGCCCUUGUUACAUCUCCAGAAGAYCUUGAUUUCAGGAUACACUUGAGAAAUGAAUUUUUACGGUGCGGACUGAAAAAAGUAUUACCUGACUUGAAAGAUAAGGAGAAUGAAGAGCUUGAUAUUCAGUUGAAAGUGUUUGAUGAAAACAAAGAAGAAGACUUAAUUGAGCUGUCACAUCGUCUCGGUGAUAUCAAAGCUGAAAUGGAUGAUGUUAAUGAAGUAUAUCAUCUGUUGUAUAAUAUGUUGAAAGAUACAUCUUGCGAAAACUACUUCCUGUCAAUUCUUCAACAUUUCCUUCUGAUCAGGAAUGAUUAUUAUAUCCGACCUCAGUAUUACAAGAUAAUAGAGGAAUGCAUUUCACAGAUAGUAUUGCACUGCAGUGGCAUGGACCCGGAUUUUAAAUGUAGAGGAAGACUGGAUGUGGAUUUUACCCACCUUAUUGAUGCCUGUGUGGACAAAGCUAAAGUAGAAGAAAGUGAAAAAAAGGCAGCAGAAUUUUCCAAAAAGUUUGAUGAAGAGUUCACAGCUCGACAGGAGGCACAGGCUGAGCUUCAGAAACGAGAGGAGAAAAUCAAAGAACUUGAAACAGAAAUCAAGCAAUUACGAACACAGGGUCCAGGCCUGACGCAUCAGUCAGAAGUGCCACCAGCACCUCCGCCCCCACCAAGUGGGGCAGUGCCUCCACCACCUCCACCCCCACCACCCCCGCCACCACCUCCACCACCUCCUUUGCAUCCUGGUGGAGCAGCUCCUCCUCCUCCUCCACCUCCUCCUCCACCUAUGUGUGGACCUCCACUGCCAGCAUCUCUUGGAGGUGUUCCUGCUUUCCCUCCUGUUCCAGUGAUACCAGCGCUACCCCAUGGAAUGAAGGAGAAGAAAAAGUAUAAACCAGAAGUCUCUAUGAAAAGAAUCAACUGGUCAAAGGUUGAGCCAAAUGAAAUAAUGGAAUGCAGCUUUUGGGUAAAAGCUAGAGAAGAUAAAUAUGAAAGCCCUGAUCUGUUUGCAAAAUUAGCACUCACCUUUGGAUCACAAAUGAAAGCUAAAAGGGCACUAGAAGAAACAGAAGAAAAGAAAUCAACUCAGCCAAAGAAAAGGAUUAAAGAAUUAAGAAUUUUGGAUGGAAAGACUGCACAGAACUUAUCAAUAUUUUUGGGAUCUUUUCGUAUGCCUUAUGAAGAAAUAAAAAGUAUAAUUUUAGAGGUUGAUGAAGAGAAGCUGAGUGAAUCUUUAAUUCAGAGUCUAGUCAAGAAUCUUCCAGAGCAGAAAGAGCUCAAUGCCUUAGCCCAGUUAAAGGAUGAAUAUAAUGACCUUUGCGAGCCAGAACAAUUUGGAAUUGUCAUGAGUUCCGUGAAAAUGCUGCGGCCUCGUCUCAAUGGGAUUCUGUUCAGACUCAUGUUCGAAGAGCACGUAAACAACAUUAAGCCUGACAUUAUGGCAGUUACGCUGGCUUGCGAAGAGCUGAAGAAGAGCGAAAGCUUCAGCAGGCUUUUAGAGUUGGUGCUGCUGGUUGGAAACUACAUGAACUCUGGCUCCAGAAAUGCACAAUCUCUUGGUUUUAACAUCAGUUUUCUUUGCAAGAUUAGAGAUACUAAGUCAUCGGAUCAAAAAACAACCCUACUGCAUUUUCUGGUAGAGAUCUGUGAGGAGAAUUAUCGAGACAUUUUAAAAUUCCCAGAUGAAUUGGAGCAUGUUGAGAGUGCAAGUAAAGUUUCAGCCCAGACUCUCAAGAGCAACCUUGACUCCAUGGCCCACCAGAUCCAGCGCCUYGAAAAUGACAUUGAACAUUUCCCUAAAACAAGAGACGCACAGGAUAAAUUUGUGGAAAAGAUGAGCAGCUUUGCUAAGAGUGCCCGAGACCAAUAUGAAAAGUUGUCCAAUAUGCACAACAACAUGACCAAGUUGUAUGAAAACUUGGGAGAAUACUUCACCUUUGAUCCUAAAGCAGUAAGCAUAGAAGAAUUCUUUGGUGAUCUUAGCAACUUCAGAAAUCUAUUUUUGGAGGCAUUAAAAGACAACAACAAAAAAAGAGAACUAGAGGAGAAAACUAAGAGAGCCAAGCUGGCAAAAGAGAAGGCUGAACGAGAGAAACUGGAGCGGCAGAAGAAGAAGCAGCAGUUGAUUGAUAUGAACAGAGAGGGUGAUGAGACGGGAGUAAUGGAUAAUCUGCUUGAGGCCUUGCAGUCGGGAGCAGCAUUCAGGGAUCGCAGGAAACGAACACCAAGAAGCCAAGAGAGAGAGAAGAAACAAACCUGCCUUGUUCAACAUUAAUUUCAUUCAUUAGUGGAAGCUCUGAGAUGCUGCCUCUGCUUGUUUAACUUCACCAAGAUUAACRAAGAAAACAGGAGACAAUAGAAUAUUACUGUCUUGUAGACUUCUCAUAAUUUUCAGUUCAUGUUUGACCAUGUUCUUUAAUUUUAAAA